Molecule: messenger RNA, 1272 nt
Organism: Doryrhamphus excisus (bluestripe pipefish)
Lineage: Eukaryota; Metazoa; Chordata; Actinopteri; Syngnathiformes; Syngnathidae
Product: lecithin retinol acyltransferase-like
Biological process (GO): vitamin A metabolic process; retinol metabolic process
Cellular component (GO): rough endoplasmic reticulum
Molecular function (GO): phosphatidylcholine-retinol O-acyltransferase activity
Source: RefSeq, a predicted model, not a curated record
CUUAAAAAAUAAAGUUAGCAACUUAGAAAGUUUAUCUAAAUCAAUUAAUUACAUUUUUUACAUUGCAUUCAUGUAUAAAAUCAAGUGGUGUCAACAGAUACUCUGAAAUACUUUUUAGAGUGCAGGUGUCAGUAAUAAUGUGAAAUGAGAUAAAACAGCUUAACUACUGAUUGAGUUCAGCUGGUGUUUUGGCUCUGCAUGCAUUUUGUCCACCUUUCUUUCAUGUGUUCACUACUUUCCACUACUUUGGGUGAAAAUACAUUUAUAGUUGUAUGUGGUUGCAUGUGUGGAUUGCAACAUGUUGUGAAUUUGCUGGCUAUGCCGUCCAAUACAGUGCAUAUACAAACAUUUGUACAGGUAUGACAUGUAUGUAUAAACAUAUAUAAUAUAGACAUGUAGAACAUGCACCACCACCGUGGAAGUCAAGCCGACCAACAGACUGAAAUGAUCAGCUCACCCCCCCAAAACUUUCUUCAUCCUUCCUCGCGGCUGCGACGUCACACCUCCCUAAAACUCCCCACCCCCGUCCCUCCAGUGUGCUGUAGGAGUGGAGGAGCGCGGGUCGUCAUGUUGGACACGCUCAUCUUCCUCCUGGAGAAGUUCUUCUUCUUCUGUUUCUCCUUUUUGUCAUCUUCUCCAUGUUGUCGUUACGUCGGCCACGCGCCUGCUCCUCCUCCUCCUCCUCUUCCUCACGCCGCUGUCCUCCGACGUGGAGACUUAUUGGAGGUCCCACGCACGCUCUUCACGCACUUUGGCAUCUACUUGGGCAACAACCGCGUGGCGCACCUCAUCCCGGACAUCCUCCCCGUCGUCACGUCGGACGCGCGUCUGCUCCGCCGCAAGGUGACAAACACGCGCCUGCUACUCGGCGUGCUCACUAAGCGCGCAAGCGUCCGCGUGGACUCCGUGGAAGACUUCGCCUACGGCGCGCGCGUGCUGCUGAACGCCAUGGACCGCGCCGUGAGCCGCCGCGCGCUGCCUGGCGAGGAGGCGGCGCGGCGCGCCGAGUGCCUGCUGGGCAGCGCCCCCUACAGUCUCCUGUGGAACAACUGCGAGCACUUCGUUACGUGGUGCCGCUACGGUGCGGCGGGCAGCCUUCAGACGGAGCAGUUCUGCCAGUGGUUGAAGUCGUUGAUCCGAGACCAGAGGAACGUGGUUCUGGCGGCGCUGCUGGGCCUCCUCUCCCUGACGUAUUUGGGCGUGUCCUCCGGCACCACCCUGCCCGCCAUCAUCAUCCCCUUCACGCUUUGGAUGGCCAGCUAGAAGGCCUGG